Trichophyton benhamiae CBS 112371 is the source of this 2016-nucleotide messenger RNA. RefSeq lists its product as uncharacterized. The coding region runs from base 1 to 2016 and encodes 671 amino acids. The transcript has a single exon. The record is from RefSeq and is a predicted model, not a curated record. NCBI's taxonomy places the organism in Eukaryota, Fungi, Ascomycota, Eurotiomycetes, Onygenales, Arthrodermataceae.
AUGUUCCCUGCCGAAAAAAAGGGAGAAUGGGAGCCUCAUAGAAUACGCGCGCGGGUCGUCAAGGCCAGGAAAGUAGUAUCACCAAAGCCAGCGGCGCCAGCGACGGAGCCUUCUGUUCCCGCGAGCGAUGAGGGAGCGGCUGCCGCAUCUGGUUCUACUGCGGAAGACAGCUCGAAGCAGGAUGUCGAGAUGAAGGAUGCUGCCGAUGACAAGGUGAAAGAGACUCCAGCUACCGAUGAAAAUGGCGAAAAGCCAGCAGAAGCCGUUGAAGAGACAGAAGAAAUGACCGUGUAUGAGGAAGACACAAUGUCGGAUGAGGGUGCGGUUUAUGCAUUACACAACGGAGCCGUGGUGGACUGGUCGUGUUUCUUCGCGCUCCUCACACAUAUAUACAAUACCCUGAGCCCGCCUUUCCACACGCCAAUGAUAAUAAUUGCACAGCCAGUCUGGACGGCCGCAGAUCGAGAAAGGUUGACCCAGUUCGUGUUCGAGAAGUUCAAGACGCCAGCGUUUUGCCUGAUGGACUCUGCAUUGGCUGUCUGCUACGCAUACAAUACCCCUAAUGCUACCGUUGUUGAUGUGGGCCAUGGCAAGGCAGAUGUUACGGCUGUAACAGAUUUCAUAGUGAGCGAACACGGGCGAGGAAUAGCCCUGGAAGGGUGCGGUGGUCAAGCAUUGACUGAUAGACUACUUGAACUGCUGGGACCCAAAGGAUUCACCCGUGAAAUGUGCGAAAAAUUGAAGAGGAACCCCAUUUGCGAAAUCCUACCGCCUGGCACUCCGUUACCCAAAGACAAUGGCUCUGACUCGGCGAAUCAAGAGUCUAUCAAACAGGCUCCUGCUCCAGGCAUGGGUCCCGAUAUGCCUAGAGGCCUAGGAAAUGGCGAGAAGGAAGAUGACGACGGCGUGCUAGACGUUGCUAGCAUUGUCAGCAGGGGUAAUGCCAGUGAAUUCAUUGCCAAGCGAGAAAAGGAAAAGGCUGAAAAGGCAGCAUCCCGAAAGGGCCAAGCUGCGGAGUCUGCUGCCGCUAGACAAGCCCGUUUACCAAAUUCGAAAAAAGCAAGGGCCAUUUUCCAUUACGAAGGAUUAGCAGAGCCACAGGCCGGAGGCAAUGACCAAACACAGCCUACCAAACAAAAGAAGGAGAUUGAAGUAGGGGUGGAGAGACUUAUGGCUGCAACACCUCUUGAAUCAGGUGCCGAUGAGAGGUGUGGCUACAGUAUCUUGGAGACACUUGCGGCUCAGAUCCAUCAUACAAUUCUCUCUGUUCCCGAUGCCUCAACACGUAGCAGUUUGUGGGACUCUCUCAUUAUCCUCGGAAACGGCAGCAAAGUAAAAGGUUGGUCUCCUAUCGUCAAUUGGUUUAUUAAACUGUUGUAUUCUAACCUUUGUACCACAGGUUUCCCUCAAGCACUCCUUUCUACUAUCACACAGAAAUACGUGCUGUCUCCGUCCUCAGGGACCAUAUUUACCUCAGAGAUACCUUCAACCUUCUCAACUCCUCUAGCAACGGGGGCAAACACACCAGCUCAGCCUCAAAACCCAGGUCCUUACCUUCACCCUGCUGCUCAUGGUGUGAACCCGCUGCUUGUAGCUGCUACUCACUCAAAUACUCCCGCAACGCCCAACAAUCUAAACUCCAAUGCCGCUCUCUCUGCUGACCCCAACAUGCUUGCACACCAUAAAUCCACGGGCCAUUCACAAACACCGACAGGAAUCAAACUUCUCAAACCCCCAGAAUAUUUCCCCGAGUGGAAAGAACAAGGCUCAUCAAGUGCGGCUGCUGCAGUCCCCGGCACAAACCCACCAGCAAGCACAGAUGCUAGCAAUGCGAAUGCGGCAACCGGAGUGGCAUCCGGUUCUAACAACGUUGGCAUGGAAGAGGCAACAUUCCUCGGAGCACAGGUAGCUGCCAAGGUGAUUUUUAUCGUGGACCAGGGGGCUAGCAAGGGUUAUCUCAGUCGUGUCGAGUAUAAUGAUGCUGGUCCAACGGCGAUUCACAAAUAUUGUUUGUAA